Messenger RNA from Triplophysa dalaica, 3667 nucleotides. RefSeq names its product CCR4-NOT transcription complex, subunit 4a (gene cnot4a). Gene Ontology annotation, molecular function: RNA binding; metal ion binding; ubiquitin-protein transferase activity. The record is from RefSeq and is a predicted model, not a curated record. Bases 291 to 2603 code for a protein of 770 amino acids. The transcript is spliced from 13 exons. Gene Ontology annotation, biological process: protein ubiquitination. NCBI's taxonomy places the organism in Eukaryota, Metazoa, Chordata, Actinopteri, Cypriniformes, Nemacheilidae. Gene Ontology annotation, cellular component: CCR4-NOT complex.
GCUUACUGUAUUCCCUCCUCAUUUCAAUGUAAGAUGGUGGUAAGAUUCUGCAACCUAAAUAAACAGUACAACUAAGAAAGGAAAACAUCUCAUCAUUAUUGAACAUCUGUACUGUGGAACAGUGAUCAUUUCAAACUAUCAGAUAAGAAAAUCUGAUCAGUUAAGAGGCAGAACCCCCCGCCUAAACUAGAGUGAAUAUCCCUUGGAUUGGAGUCUCUGCAAUACAGGACCAGCUAGUUAAAUCCUCGGCUGACCCGCCGGAGACGCUCCUGAACCCGCCGUGCAAUAGGAUGUCCUGCAGUCCAGAACUGAAAGAAGAUCCAAUGGAGUGCCCACUUUGCAUGGAACCUCUGGAGAUUGACGAUGUCAACUUCUUCCCCUGCACCUGCGGCUAUCAGAUCUGCAGAUUUUGCUGGCACCGUAUCCGCACAGACGAGAAUGGCCUCUGCCCUGCUUGCAGAAAGCCGUACCCGGAGGACCCGGCAGUAUACAAACCACUGUCACAAGAAGAGAUUCAGAGAAUAAAGAACGAGAAGAAGCAGAAGCAGAACGAAAAGAAGCAGAAAGUGACCGAGAACCGCAAGCACCUGGCCAGCGUCCGCGUGGUUCAGAGGAACCUGGUGUUCGUGGUGGGGCUGUCUCAGAGGCUUGCCGAUGCCGAGGUUCUAAAGCGUCCAGAAUAUUUUGGAAAGUUCGGCAAAAUCCAUAAAGUUGUCAUCAAUAACAGCACUUCAUAUGCAGGUUCACAGGGUCCUAGUGCCAGUGCCUAUGUAACUUACAUCCGUUCAGAGGACGCCCUUCGGGCCAUUCAGUGCGUAAACAAUGUCAUUGUGGAUGGUAGAACACUCAAGGCUUCUUUAGGUACAACAAAAUACUGCAGUUAUUUUCUCAAAAGCAUGCAGUGUCCUAAACCAGACUGCAUGUAUUUACACGAGCUGGGUGAUGAAGCGGCAAGUUUUACAAAAGAAGAAAUGCAGGCUGGGAAACACCAAGAGUAUGAGCAAAAGUUACUCCAAGACCUUUACAAAGCCAACCCUAACUUUUUACAAACAUCAACGUGCGGAGGAGAGAAGUCUAAGAGCAAAUCAAACUCAACCCAGAGACCCAAUAGCACAAAUAAAGAAGGUUGGCCCUCAUUACAAGGCUAUGGGAAAAUGGUAAACGGUUUACCCACAGAGCAUCGCAAGUCCCCUCCACUUUUAGACUGCCUAACAGACUUGGAUCACAUGACGCCAGAUGAACCAGACUCUGAACUGGGAACAGAACAGAAUACAGGCCUCCCACCCUUCCCAUCAGCCUUAGAGCCUACCAGUCCAAUUGACAAAUCAUCAGAACCCAUAAGUAUAGGGAAUGGGGAGAAUAUAUCACAGACAUCCAGUAGCGAUUCCCCAUCUCCUCCACCUGGCCUUACCAAACAGAGUCUCGUCGUGCCCAUCAGCGUGGCAGAGCUCGCGGCACGUUCGCCCUUCGAGGGUGCAGCAGCAGAGUCUCAGUCUCUUUUCUCAGACAACAGCAAUUUCAGACAUCCCAACCCCAUCCCCAGCGGCCUGCCCUCCUUCUCCAGCUCUCCACAGGGAGCAUCCGACUGGCCCAUGACACCAGAACCACAGAGCCUUUUCACAUCAGACACUAUACCUGUGGAGUCCUCCACUGACUGGCAAGCGGCCUUCGGUUUCGGCUCCUCUGCCAAGCAGCAGCAGCAGGACGACGACCUCGGUUUCGACCCCUUCGACGUCACGCGGAAGGCCCUGGCCGACCUCAUAGAGAAAGAGCUGUCGGUCCAGGAGCCCUCCCCCUACUCAUCCUAUCAGAACGCCCUCCCCAAUGGUCAACAACGCCCUCCUCACCUACAGCACAGAGGCCUCUAUAACUCCUUCAGCCUGCCCCAACACUCAACCACACACCAUCCCUGGAUGGGCCUGCCGAUCCGAAAUAAUCUCACACACUUGAACCACACAUCCACAGCGGCCGCCGCACACAGCCACUUCUUAGACCUGAGCAUGCCGGCCCAGCACCACAGCACCGGUCUUGGGGGGAUUCCUAUAUCAGAUAACAACGGCUCGGUGGAAAGCUUAAAUGUGAAGGAGUGGCAGGACGGACUGCGAGCACUCUUACCAAAUAUCAACAUCAACUUCGGAGGUCUCCCGAACUCUACCUCUUCCUCCUCAUCUUCCUCCACCUCCAGCGUGAAUCACAUCGGGGUGCCCAUUGGCUCGGCUGGAAUCUCGCACAGCCUCAGCUGGGACAGUACGGCCAGUUGGAUGGAUCCCGCCAUCAUCACAGGUAUCCCUGCAAACGCAGGCAACAAUAUGGACUGUCUUCAGGAUGACAAUCCGCCACACUGGCUCAAGUCCCUGCAGGCACUCACAGAGAUGGACGGACCGGCCAGCUCCAGCGCCCUGCCACAGCCCCCUCACACCAGCCUGCUGGACGCGGCGGCCAACCUCUCCUUACACAGAGCCGCGUGGGCCCCGUACCUCCCCCCUCCAUCGCUGAACCCCAGUCAGUUCCAUUCCCCACCCCCAGGCUUUCAGACAGCCUUCAGACCCCCAGCGCAGACCGCCACAGACAUCUUACAGAGCGCCGGCAUCGACCGUCAUUAAAGACGAACCCUUAACUGCAUCAAAACUGCGAACAUACCCCAUCCAUUAAUAACGUAACAUAAGCUCUUCUCUUUCUACCCUCAAUCCCCUUCCCAUCAGGAUUUCGUUAUUGUCUGUUUUUUGGACGCACAUAAAUAUGAAUAGCAUCAUCAAUGCGGGGUUAUUCCUGGGAGGUUCUCAGUGAGGGUGCUAACACACAUUCACAAAGUGUCCGAUUUGGAAAAGUGAAGAGAAUACCCGAGCUCUGAUGCGUAUGUGUGACAGCUACAAAGAAUGUGCUUAAACGAAUAUCACGUCAGUUUGGUCUCGGUUCAUCCAAGGUACCGUAAUUUAAUACUGUGAAUCUUUACACUUCCCGUAUGUCAGGUCCCAUUCCCACUGAAAGGAAAUGGAAAAGGAGAUUAGUUAAGGGCACACUCUAUGUAUCGCACUCGGAUUCUCACAUGCUUUUUGUUUUCUGGAGCGGAGCCACGAAUGAGAUAAAUGAGCGCAUGUUUAGGGUGGUGAGCCUCUUUGGAAGGAACGCCAUCAAUGAUGGCAAUAUCACACCUGGUGGAGCCUUUUUGAAUGGGGUGGGUUCAGAAUGUGGGUGCAAUGUCUGACGUGCCACUACGGGGUCCAUAUGAGUAACUUCAUUUCAAUGAAUAGGGGUGAGCAAGUCCACUGUGAAGGUCUUUUUUGGCUUGCUUAUAAAAUUGAUGUAAAACCUCAAACAAGGUUUGAAUAAGGAAGUCGGUAACCUUUGGAAGAAAAGAGACUGGAACAAAAAUGACGUGAGAUUGUGGGUAAUGUGUGUUGAAAGAGUUCAAACAGGCACAUGAUAACAUCUGGUUGUUCACGGGCCUUCAAAUUAUUUCUGCUCCCUUUUCUCAUCUGUGUGGCCAUAUUAAACAGUAUUUAUCCAAAUCACUCAUUCUUCCCAGAUAAAAAAUCAAUGUAGUCCAACAUUUGGGUUUAACAUGCUGCUGAGAUCAUUUAAUUCAAAAUAAAGAGCUAAAAGAGAACUGACCCCUUUUCUGCUGGUCUGGAACAACGGAAACUUAAAUAAAAUUGAGUAUUCAGUG